This is a messenger RNA of Elaeis guineensis (African oil palm), 1319 nucleotides long. NCBI's taxonomy places the organism in Eukaryota, Viridiplantae, Streptophyta, Magnoliopsida, Arecales, Arecaceae. The record is from RefSeq and is a predicted model, not a curated record.
CCUCGUCUUAAAAGGCCGCGAGAGAGGCCACCGGUGGCUCUCGGCGUCCCUUGCGGAGGAGACGACCGAGGGAGAGAGAGCGCGCGAUCGAGAGAGAGGCAAAGAGGAAAGAAGAGGGAAGAGAGGCGCGGGGCCAGGAAGCGCCUCUCAUCUCUCUUAUAUAUAUAUAUAUAUAUAUCUUUUACUCUCUCUCUCUCACGCCUUUGUGUGCGUCUCCUCCGCCUUCUUCCCUUCGCCGCCGCGGGGCCCCGGCCGGAUGUGAGUAAAUAUUAGCUUUUUUGGCUCAAUUGGCCGAUCCGGAGGGCGAUCAAGGGAGAGAUCGCGAGAUCUGGUGUUUUGACGUGAUCUGCUAGAGAGAUCCGGCGAUCAGGAGUCUUUUGGCUUCUAUCUGGAGAUCUGUGGGGAGAUCCGGCGAGCCGAGCCCUUUCCGGCGAGGAAUAUCCGGAGACAGUUGUGAUGGAGCAUAGCCCAAUGACACUCAAUACCAUGGGCCAACUGUACCAAGAAUGCAUAUCAGAUAGGAAGUCAAGGUUUUGGCAAAUUGAUAACCAAUCAAUUCCCAGAGCAGAACUCAUCUGUCCUCAACCUUGUCGUGCCACUAGGGUCCCUUGUUUCAUGGAUAACAUCAACAGAAUCGGCGCCAAACCAAAGAGCAUUUUGCCCAUGUACAGAGGGGAUUGUGGUCCUGAGAUCCUUGAUAUUAUCUUGAACAAGGAUGAUCCUGAAGGUGAUUUAGACAUGAACAACCAGACAGGCUUCUUCUGUGGCUCGCCGCCUUUACGCACUAACAACCCGGUAGUCCAUGAUGCACAGUUUGCUAAACAAACUCAAAACUUAGCCUCUCCUUUAGGAAACUCUUUUGGGAUGAAGCCGGCUGCGAGAGUGGAAAUAGGCUCCCCAUCCUGUGGGUCAUCAUUUGGAGGGAGCCCCAAGGUAAGAAUCGAAGGUUUUGCUUGUGGCAACUCUGAGUCCCACUGCAUAGUCCCUGCUCUCGCUUGAUACAUCACCACUCUAACCAACUCUUCUGCCAUGCUACUGUAAAUUUUUUCCAUGGUUAAUGGGCCUUUUUAUGAGAGGACCUGUUGAAUCUUUUAUCAGCCUUCCUAGAAAUGCCAGUUUAAAGAAGAGAGUAUGGUCCUGUACAUAUCUUAGGUUUUCAUGUAUCUAGAAUUUGUCUGUACGAAUGAGUUUAGUGUCUGAGGUUUGUUUGAGUUGGAGGCUGGAUUCGGUUUGGAUUCAGACGUGAAAGUGUAAAUAGACCUUUUCUGUAUGAAAUGCUAGUUCUAAACCUAUCAAUGGAAACUACUACUAUUUUCUCA